UCAUAUUUUGUAGAAAAAGGCAAGAGUAGGGGGCAGCGUUCUGAAAUUCCUACUUGCGGGCGUGUGUGACAUUUUGAUGUAAAGUGUCUUUGAUGAUUUUCGUUAUGUAUCGAUUCAAUACGUAGAUAUUUCUAAUAAAUGGAGUUUACCAAAAAUAGUUCUACAAACUCUGUAUAAGAUAGGAAGAUAUGGAUGUGGCAGUGAUAGAAGUCCUUCAACAAGCGGGUAGUCAAGAUCCUAAUGUUUUAAAACCAGCUGAACAAACAUUAAAACAAUGGGAAACUGAAAGAGGAUUCUAUACUGCAUUAUAUAAUGUAUUUUCUAACCAUUCCUUGACUAUCAAUAUCAGAUGGAUGGCAAUUUUAUGUUUUAAAAAUGGAGUUGACAGGUAUUGGAGAAAGAAUGCACCAAAUGCAAUUGCAGAAGAUGAGAAAGAAUUCCUUAGACAACGUUUAAUAGAAAAUUUUGAAGAACCUGUAAAUCAGUUAGCUGUACAAUUGGCAGCUCUUAUUGCCAAAAUUGCAAGAUUUGAUUGCCCUAGAGAAUGGGGUACAUUAAUUCCAAGAUUAUUGGAUGUCAUAAGAGGACAAAAUCCUUUAGCACAACAUCGAGCACUGUUAACAUUACAUCAUGUUGUUAAAGCCUUAGCUUCUAAGUGUUUACUUGGAGAUCGACGGCUCUUCCAAGAAUUAACCGUUAAUGUGUUCAAUUUUAUUUUGAAUUUAUGGAACACAUACACUGAAUCCUUUCUUAUAAUGGCAUCAAAUGGAGCAGAUACAAGUCAGAUACAAGAAGCUUUAGAAAAAGCGUUACUUUUAUUAAGAAUACUUAGAAAACUUGUUGUAAAUGGUUUCAAUAAACCUUCAGAAUCUCAAGAUGCUAUGUUGUUCUUAGAAAUCGUUUUCGAACGCGCAAGAACGUGUCUUGAGUGUCGGAAAACAUUAAUUUCUAGGGGUAUACAGAUGGAGGUAUGCGAUAAAUUUAUCAUUCAUUUAACCAAAGUAUUGUUAGGAGUAUUAGAGAUACAUCCAUUUUGCUAUGUUGAGUUGAUACCAACAUCCUUAGAAUUUUCGGUUUUUUAUUGUUUUACUGAAGCUGGUCAAGCUUUAACAUUUGAGAGAUUCAUUAUACAAUGUUUGAACUUAAUGAAGGGCGUUUUAUUGUCGACGUACUACAGACCUGCUAAAGAUAUCGAAGACACAAAAAAUCCGUUAACAUUAAGAGCAAAUCAGUUGAGGCAAGAUUUUUUCACACCUGAAACAUUAACUGAAAUUUGUUCAAGACUCGUGACACAUUACUUUCUUUUAACUCCUGCUGAUUUGGAGUUAUGGGAUACAGAUCCAGAGAAUUUCGUUGUUGACGAUUGCGGUGAAUCAUGGAAGUACAGUUUAAGGCCUUGCACGGAGUCUUUAUUUUUAGCGAUUUUCCAUCGCUUUAGAGAAGUUCUUGCAACAGUGUUAGUCGGGUUGAUGCAAAGUCAUCAUCAACCUGUAGAUCCAAAUAAUUUGCAUGCUAUUCUAUUAAAAGAUGCAGUAUAUAAUGCAGUUGGUUUGGCUGCUUUUGAUUUAUAUGAUGAGGUAAAUUUUGAUCAGUGGUUUUCAACAACUUUAAAAGAAGAAUUGAAAAUUCAAAGUAAUAAUUAUAGAAUUAUUAGAAGACGUGUAUGUUGGCUUAUUGGCCGAUGGACAAGUGUAAAAUUAAGUGCAGAACUUAGACCAGAGUUGUACGAGCUUAUGGUUGAAGUUCUAAGUCCUGAAGAAGAUUUAGGUGUCCGUUUGGCAGCAAGCGAUGCAUUGAAACUUGCAAUAGACGAUUUCCAAUUUAAUCCGGAAGAAUUCUCUCCUUAUUUAGAGCCAGCGUUUUCUUUAUUAUUUUCUCUUUUGAAAGAAGUAAAAGAAUGUGAUACGAAAAUGCAUAUUUUAUACGUGUUAUCGUUUAUGAUCGAACGUGUUGGUAAUGAAAUCAAUCCACAUGUUGGAGCGCUUAGUUCAUAUCUGCCGGCUCUUUGGCAACAAUCCGAAGAACAUAAUAUGUUAAGAUGCGCUAUUAUUUCAACACUUAUACAUCUAGAAAAGGCAUUAGGCCCUGACAGCGUUGUUCUGGAACCACUGGUAGUAGGUGUCAUUGCAUUAAGUUGCGAUGUUAACCAUGAAAGCCAUGUUUAUUUGUUAGAAGACGGGUUACGGUUGUGGUUAACUUUAUUGGAAAACGCACCUGCACCAACACCAGCCGUAAUGGAUUUGGCUAAAAAUUUGCCCGCUUUAUUAGAACAAUCCUACGAAAACUUAAAAUUAUGUCUGUACAUAGUUCAAGCAUAUGUAGUAUUAAAUCCUCAAGAAUUUUUAAGUCAAAGGGGAGCACUCAUAAUCGAAACGCUUAGGUCACUUCUAGGAGAUCUACGAGCAGAGGGAAUAUUAAUGAUUAUGAUUGUACUUGAAAUCUGCUUAUGUGCUUCACCCCGACAAAGUGCAGAACUGAUUAAACCUGUUUUAAUAUAUAUAUUUGAGAACGCAUAUAAAGGCGAGGACUCUAUAAAGUUGAUGACUAUGUAUUUAUCUAUUAUAGCAAGAGUUUUAUGGUUUUAUAAAGAUAUUUUUAUACAGAUAAUAAGUGAAUUGACGAGAAAAGUGGCCGGAAAUGAAGGAAGGGAGGAAGCUGUACUUGGACAAAUAAUACGUGUAUGGGUUAACCGAAUGCCAUUUACUUUUCAGCCAGAAAGACGUAAAUUAUUAGCUCUUGCACUCUGUUCACUCCUUGGAGCGAACAGUCCUCCUAGCGUUCUUCAACACUUCCCACUAAUAAUAUCUAAUAUCGUCGAAACUCUUAAUGAUAUGACUAAGUAUGAUAAUAUAGGAUACGAUAUCGAACAUGCUAUUGAUUCUUUAUCGCUUAGUGGACAACCAAGUCCAUCGCAAUACGAGGACGAAGAUUAUGGAAAUAAACACGAACAGCGGAAAAAAAGGCUUGCUUUCAGUGAUCCUUUAUCUCGUGUAUCUUUAAAAGAUACGUUACAAAAUCAGUUAAUUGCACUGCGCAGGUUAGUUGGAGAUAAUCAGUACAGCCGAUUAAUGUUAACUAUUAGUCCUGAAAUUGAGGAACAACUUAAACACUACGUAUCUAUAUGAAAAAAAGAGUAAGUCAAGUUAAAAAACAAAAAAAAAAAAAUAUUAAAUUAAGCG
Messenger RNA from Osmia lignaria (orchard mason bee), 3179 nucleotides. RefSeq names its product importin beta11 (gene Impbeta11). Lineage: Eukaryota; Metazoa; Arthropoda; Insecta; Hymenoptera; Megachilidae. Gene Ontology annotation, cellular component: cytosol; nuclear envelope. The record is from RefSeq and is a predicted model, not a curated record. Gene Ontology annotation, molecular function: small GTPase binding. Gene Ontology annotation, biological process: protein import into nucleus.